AUGUUUCCACGACGUCGACCGGGAUCGCGAUCCUCUGCUUGCGAGCUAGGACCCAUCAGCGCUGAGCCGGCGGCUCCGCAUACUACACCAGAAGCUCAUCAAAGUGAACAUGCCCUGGGCUUCACCGACAUAUACGGGUCAUUAACACCCCGUCAAGUGAGCAUCAUCACCAUUGGAUCAGCAAUCGGAACGGGCUUGAUGGUUGGUACUGGAAGGGCAUUGUCCAUGAGCGGCCCGGCAGCUAUAAUAAUCUCCUAUACCAUCGUCGGAUUUGCGGUUUACCUCGUCCUCUCUGCCUUGGGUGAAGUGGGUUCAUGGUUACCAAAACCGUAUACCGUUGCAGACCAAGCCGUUCGAUUUUGUCAUCCUGCACUUGGAUUCAGCUUGGGCUGGAUAUUUUGGCUGAAAUAUGCUGUUGUCACACCGAACCAGCUCACAGCUGCAGCGCUGGUAGUCUCCUAUUGGGUGGGCGCGGAGCGAGUCAAUCCUGGUAUCUGGAUCACGGUUUUCCUUUCGAUCAUUGUGACUCUCAACUUCGUCAACCACCGCCUCCCGAGCAAAAUUGAGUUCUACGUCUCUUCAUUCAAGCUUGUCGUCAUGCUUGGACUCAUGAUACUGUCCACCGUAAUCGCUCUGGGAGGCGGUCCGGAUCAAGAGGCAAAAGGGUUUCGAUACUGGUCGCACCCCGGUGCUUUCGGCGCUCGACACCAUCGUGACCACGGGUUGCUGGAGAAGUUCUACAUAACCUGCUCCACGAUGUCAUCUGCCACGUUUGCAUACAUCGGAAGCGAGCGGUCUGGCUUGGCCCACUUCCCCAACGUUCGAAAAGCUACCUCACGGGCUAUCCAGAAUACAUUCUACCGAAUCAUGGUUUUCCAUCUGCUUGCAAUCACCCUUCUCGGGAUGAUUGCCGCCGCAUCGGCAUUUGUUGCAGCUCUGUAUCUGGCAGGCAUCUCCGUGCUACCGGAUUUGCUGAAUGCAUGCAUACUGUUGUUCGUGCUGUCGAUCGCAGACUACGAUCUCUAUCUGGCAACCAAAGCAAUGUGCGACCUCGCAGUCAAGCACCGUGCCCCUGCCUUCCUGUCACGCACUACCCGGAGAGGCGUCCCGAUCUAUGCUUUAGCUGUGUGCUCAUCCACUGCAACUUUGGCAUAUCUUAACGUCCGCCAAGAUUCGACUGUUGUGUUCGGAUACUUCGUAGAUAUGGUCACGAUGCUCGGGUUACUCACAUGGAUCUCCAUUCUCGUCACCCAUAUUUCUUUUGUGCGGGCGCGAAAGGCUCAAGGCAUUCCCGACAAAGCUCUUGCCUUUAGAGCUCGCUUCGGUCUGCCUGGCACGUGCUUAGCUCUCCUUCUCUGCUUGUUUAUCUCUGUCGCCAUUGUCUUUGACUCUUUCAGCUUUGAUGAUUCGGGCGUUCGAACAUUGGACGUGAAAUCUUUCAUUGCGUCCUACAUCAGCAUUCCUGUUUACAUCAGCUUGAUGGUUGGCUACAAGCUCGCUGUCCACAGUAAACGUGUUGACCCCAAGGAGGCUGAUCUAUGGACAGAUAAGAUUGAGCUGGACAGGGAGGAGAGGGACGGAGCUUAA
This is a messenger RNA of Penicillium mononematosum, 1587 nucleotides long. Its product is annotated as putative amino acid permease. Bases 1 to 1587 code for a protein of 528 amino acids. Gene Ontology annotation, cellular component: membrane. Gene Ontology annotation, biological process: amino acid transmembrane transport. Gene Ontology annotation, molecular function: amino acid transmembrane transporter activity. The record is from RefSeq and is a predicted model, not a curated record. The transcript has 6 exons. NCBI's taxonomy places the organism in Eukaryota, Fungi, Ascomycota, Eurotiomycetes, Eurotiales, Aspergillaceae.